AUCCAACAACACACACAAAAACACCACCAAAUUAGCAAUUAAAUCCACAAAGCUACAACUACACUAGCUUAAUUAGCAGCUAAGAAGAACACAAGAAGAAGAAGAACACAAGAAGAUCAAAUCAAAUUAAGGAGUUUCGUAUAUAUGUCGGGAGUGUGGGUGUUCAGGAACGGGGUGGUGAAGCUGGUGGAGAACCCACCGGCGGCGGCGAGCAACGCGGCCGGCGGGAUCCGGCGGAAGGCGCUGCUGCACACGCCGUCCGGCGAGGUGGUCGCCUCCUACGCCUCGCUGGAGCGCAAGCUCGCCGCGCUCGGCUGGGAGCGCUACUACUCCGGCGCCGCCGCCGCCGCCGGCGGCGCCAUGGCGGCGCCGAUGCUCCAGUUCCACAAGCGCUCCUCCGUGGACCUGAUAUCGCUGCCCAAGGACUUCGCCCAGUUCGGCUCCGUCCACAUGUACGACAUCGUCGUCAAGAACCGCGACGCCUUCCGCGUCAUCGACGUCUAAGGGUUUCUUCGAAUCACACGAAUUUUACUGGAAUUUCAGAUAAAACAGUUUAAUUCCUCCGUUUUUUCUCUAAAAAUCCUUCAAACCAAAAAGCUCCUAAGUUUUUUUUUUCUUAUUUCUUCUCUAACCCCAUGUAAUUAAUCUAGCUAUAUGCGUGCCUCGCCUCCCUGCCUGCACUAGAUCAACUAAUGAUCUAUACUAGUGUUAAUUAGUUUGUCAUCUACUCGAGAUCGAUAGAUCUGCCUUCAUCUGAAUGGGUUUGUAAUGUUAAUUACGAAUUAUUGAUUGUUGUACUUACUUAGAGAGUAAUGUUCAUUCAUCUUUUCGCUUAUGCUUAUGCUUAUAAGUUAAAAUUUAAA
Molecule: messenger RNA, 863 nt
Organism: Oryza brachyantha (malo sina)
Lineage: Eukaryota; Viridiplantae; Streptophyta; Magnoliopsida; Poales; Poaceae
Product: flowering-promoting factor 1-like protein 2
Exons: 1
Coding region: 145-504 (119 amino acids)
Biological process (GO): regulation of flower development
Source: RefSeq, a predicted model, not a curated record